Molecule: messenger RNA, 1701 nt
Organism: Pseudopodoces humilis (Tibetan ground-tit)
Lineage: Eukaryota; Metazoa; Chordata; Aves; Passeriformes; Paridae
Source: RefSeq, a predicted model, not a curated record
GUGCAGCAGCUGGUGCCCAAGCGGGACCAGGCGCUGCAGGAGGAGCAGAGCCGGCAGAAUUCCAACGAGCACCUGCGGAGACAAUUCGGGAGCCAGGCCAACCGCGUGGGGCCCUGGAUCCAGACCAAGAUGGAGGAGAUCGGGCGGAUCUCCAUCGAGAUGAACGGCACGCUGGAGGAUCAGCUGAGCCACCUGAAGGAGUACGAGGAGAACAUCGUGGAGUACAAACCCAACCUGGAGCUGCUGGAGCAGCAGCACCAGCUGGUGCAGGAGGCGCUCAUCUUCGACAACCAGCACUCCAACUACACCAUGGAGCACCUGCGCGUGGGCUGGGAGCAGCUGCUGACGACCAUCGCCCGCACCAUCAACGAGGUGGAGAACCAGAUCCUGACCCGCGACGCCAAAGGGAUCAGCCAGGAGCAGAUGCAGGAGUUCCGGGCCUCCUUCAACCACUUCGACAAGGACCACGGCGGUGCCCUGGGCCCGGAGGAGUUCAAGGCGUGUUUGAUCAGUCUGGGCUACGACGUCGAGAACGACCGGCAGGGCGACGCGGAAUUCCAGCGGAUCAUGGCGGUGGUGGAUCCCAACGGAAGCGGCAGCGUCACCUUCCAGGCCUUCAUCGACUUCAUGUCCCGGGAAACCACGGACACGGACACGGCCGAGCAGGUCAUCAACAGCUUCCGCGUGCUGGCCGGGGACAAGAACUACAUCACGGCGGCCGAGCUGCGUCGGGAGCUGCCGGCGGCGCAGGCCGAGUACUGCAUCGCCCGCAUGGCUCCUUACCCCGGCCCCGACGGCGUCCCCGGAGCCCUGGACUACAAAUCCUUCUCCACCGCCCUCUACGGCGAGAGCGACCUCUGAGCCCGGCCCCGCCGGAACCCCCCUGCUCCUUCUAUGCAACACUUGAUUGAUCUUGGGAUAUUUCGGGAUGCCAUUCCCGCUUUUCCUCCUCCGGCGGCGCCCGGAAAUGGUUAUUUUUGGUAAUGAGAGAAAGAGAAAUUCCGGUUAUUUUUCACGGGAUCAAAGCGGCGCAGCCCGAGGGUUCCCUCACGCUCACACCCCUCCCCACCUCUUGUCCCGCCACGGUAAUUUAUGGGUUUUCCACAGGGGAAAAAUUUGGGAUUUUGAUGUGGGUGGUGGGGUUUUUUUUUUAUUUUAUUUUUAUGUUUUUUUGGUUUUUUUUUUCACUCACAUUCCCACCUCGGAGCAGCGUUUUGUGGACCAAAAAAAAAAAAAUAAAUGGGGAAGAUAGGGGGGAAAAAAGGGGGGAAAAAGUGAGAAAUAAGAGUGGAGAAAUAGGGAAAAAAAUUAGGAGGAAAAAUGUGGAGAAAUGUGGAGGUAAAUGUAGAGAGAGACGGAAAAUCAGGAAAUAAAAAUGAGAAUUGAAGUGUUGAGCAUGUGGAAGAAUUAAGAGAGAAAUGAAAAUCAUGGAGAAAUCUGGAGGAAUGCAGAAAAAUACGGGAAAAUAAUGAUAAAUAAAGAAGAGCAAGGAGAAAAAUAGAGAAAUAAGGAGAACUGUGGAAAAAUAUGAAAAAUAGAGAGAAACGAGGAGAAAAAUCAUAGAGAAAUCCACCCAAUAAAGCGCCUGAUCCUGGAAAAUUUUGACGGGAAGCAAAAAAUUCCGGUUUCCUUUAUAACUUUACGGAUUUAUUAUAUAAAUAUAUAUUCACGUAGCAGCUUCUUUGUCCUGUAAUUAAAAUA